CAAUGCACGUACCGCCCCAGAUGUUCUGUGUCAAUUCUAUAGCAGAGUGAUAAUGAAUAUCUCGCAACCGGUCUCAUCUGCCAUUGGCAGUGUUGACUUUGCGUUUCUUUCUCAAGAUGAGAUUAAACGUCUGUCAGUAAAGGCCAUUCAAAACCCGACAACCUUCGACACUCUUUUGAAUCCAGUUCCAGGUGGAUUAUACGACCCUGCUCUUGGAGCUUGGGGUGAUAUACAAUGUACAACAUGUCACCUCGGUGCCCUGUCCUGUCCUGGCCAUGUCGGCCAUAUCACUCUCCCAGUUCCCGUUUACCAUCCAACUUUUAUGGAUCAACUCCUACGGCUACUACGCGCCAAAUGCGCAUAUUGCCACCAUUUUAAAAUGUCCCGAAAGGAUGUGAACCUAUACCAUUGCAAGCUCCGUCUGAUCCAGGCCGGCCAACUUAGUGCCGCUGAAGAAUUAGACAACAUAGACUUUGUCGCAAAGAAAGCGGCAGCUGUGGAGCAAGAAGACGAAAGCAGCGACUCUGCCGACGAUAAUGGGGUGGAGACCACCAUAAAGCAACGACUCACGUUUGUGAAAAAGGCAAUCCGGGACGCAAAAGCAACACCCUGGGAUUGGAAGCUCGAGAAGAAUGAAAGUGUUGCGGAAGCUCGGCGAGAGGUUAUUAAAAGUUUCCUCAAGUCCAUCACAGUCUCCAAAACAUGCGCAAACUGCAGGGCCAUUUCCAAUGGAUUUCGCAAAGAUCGAUUUGUCAAGAUAUUUGAGAAGCCCAUGUCAGCGAAAGAUGAGGCUAAGAACGCCCAACAAAAUCUUAAGGCGGUCAAUGCUAUGCGCAUUGUGUCCAAAGAUGCAAAGAAGUCCAACGGAUAUGCGUCGGAUGAAGGCAUCGCCGAUAUAGAUCUUUCGUCAAACGAAGAGGACGAAGGCGAGGGGCAUACUCUCGAUGUCGCUGGGGGCCUUGUCUCGAAAGAGCGUUCAUCAUCAGAAACCACUGCGAUCUCCAAACAGAAGUCAUCCACCACAGCAGCUGAGCGAUAUGUCAAUCCUAUGGAAGUAAGGGCGAGCUUGACACUGCUCUUCGAGAAGGAACAAGAAAUAUUGUCAUUGGUCUAUGCUUCUAGAUCGUCGACAAAGAAACCAGCCGUUAUCACUUCCGAAUUCUUUUUCUUGCAAACUCUUCUUGUUCCGCCAAACAAGUAUCGACCAGAAGCGCGAACCGGAGCUGGGGAGAUUGCUGAGGCUCAACAGAAUGCUUUAUAUAAGCAAAUCCUGACCGCAGGUCAUAUGACAGCUCAAAUAUCGAAAGAAUUGGACAACCCUGAUUUAGCCGACACCAAAUACCGGAGGAGAGACUUCUCGGAUCUUCAAGAAUCGUGGGUGAAGCUUCAGGAUAGCGUCAAUUCCUUGAUAGACCGAGAUAGGAACCCGAUCCAGGGCGCUGCCGGUAAGAAAAAUGAAGACGGUAUCAAGCAAAAGCUUGAAAAGAAGGAAGGAUUGUUCCGCAAGAACAUGAUGGGAAAACGUGUCAACUUCGCUGCAAGAAGUGUCAUUUCUCCCGACCCCAACAUCGAGACCAAUGAAAUCGGUGUUCCACCUGUUUUCGCAAGAAAGCUUACAUAUCCCGAACCUGUCACGAGCCACAAUUUCAAGGAGCUACAGCAAGCCGUAAUUAAUGGAGCAGACAAGUGGCCCGGUGCAGCUGCUAUUGAGAAUGAGAAUGGACAAGUAAUCAACCUACGAACGAAGACUCCAGAUGAACGGCAAAGUUUAGCAAACCAGCUUCUGGCUUCAUCUGGUGUUGGCGCCAAUGGGGCACGGAACAAAAAAGUUCAUCGUCAUCUCACCAACGGAGAUGUCGUUCUCAUGAACCGUCAGCCCACCCUCCAUAAGCCGUCUAUCAUGGGACAUCGCGCGAGAGUUCUCCCUGGCGAAAAGACGAUUCGUAUGCACUACGCCAAUUGCAAUACCUACAACGCCGAUUUUGACGGUGAUGAGAUGAACAUGCAUUUCCCCCAAAAUGAGGUUGCGCGAGCUGAAGCUCUCCAAAUCGCCGACACUGACCACCAGUAUCUUGCCGCAACGGCCGGAAAACCGCUACGUGGUCUUAUUCAGGACCAUAUUUCAGUGUCGGUCUGGAUGACGAACCGUGAUACUUUCUUCGAUCGGGCGACCUAUCAGCAACUGGUUUACAAUUGCCUUCGUCCCGAGAGCGGCCACAUUAUUGGCGAACGUAUCGAGACUGUUCCUCCAGCCAUAAUCAAGCCAUUCCCACAGUGGACUGGAAAACAAAUCAUCACCACAAUUCUGAAGAAUAUUACGCCACUAGGAUACACUUCCCUCAACCUUAUUAGCAAAUCCCAAGUUCCUGCUGAUCGUUGGGGACCAAAGUCUGAGGAAGGCCAGGUUUUAUUUCAGGAUGGAGAAUUGAUAACCGGAAUUCUCGACAAGUCGCAACUAGGACCUAGUGGCGGUGGCUUGAUUCAUUCGUUGCAUGAAGCACAUGGACCGACAGUUGCCGGGAAAAUGCUCAGCAUACUAGGGCGACUUCUCACCAAGUUUCUUCACAUUCGAGCAUUUUCUUGUGGUAUGGAAGAUCUUCUUUUGACCUCCGAGGGUGAAAAAACUAGGAAGGAAAAGCUCAAGGAUGUCCACUUAAUCGGAUUAGAAGUGGCCGCCAAGUAUGUAACAUUGGAGGACCGGAAACCAACAGCCAAUGACCCUGAACUACGAAACCGACUCGAAGAUGUGUUGAGAGAUGACACUAAACAGGAAGGCCUUGAUGUGAUGAUGAACGGCAGUUCCAACAAACUAUCGUCAGAAAUUACCAAAGCAUGUUUGCCACAUGGGUUGGUGAAACAGUUUCCGAAGAACCAAAUGCAGAAUAUGACCGUGUCCGGUGCAAAGGGCAGCGCUGUCAAUGCCAACCUUAUUUCAUGCAAUCUGGGGCAACAAGUUUUGGAAGGUCGCAGGGUUCCAGUUAUGGUCUCCGGGAAGUCAUUGCCUUGCUUCAAGCCAUUCGAAACUAACGUGCGAGCUGGCGGGUAUAUUGCAAAUCGAUUCUUGACAGGUAUAAGGCCUCAGGAAUACUACUUUCACGCCAUGGCUGGAAGAGAAGGACUUAUUGAUACAGCAGUCAAAACCUCCAGAUCUGGAUAUCUUCAGCGCUGUCUCAUCAAGGGUAUGGAGGGACUGAAAGUCGAAUACGAUACAUCCGUUCGCGACUCCGACGGUUCUAUGGUUCAGUUUUUGUACGGCGAGGAUGGACUCGACGUUACCAAAACGAAGCAUCUAACGGACUUCAAGUUCUUAUUGCAAAACAUAGAAUCUGUCGUGGCCCAAAUGAAACUCGGAGACGACCUUGAAGUUAUUGGAGAGCACCAAGAGAAAAUCCAGAAGAUGAUGAAACGCGGCAUAAAGACAGCAAAGGCAAAUACCGCCGAUGUGUCCGAUCCCGUCUUGGCCCAUUAUCACCCAGGCAGGCACUUGUACUCGACCUCGGAGAGUUUCAACCGUUCAUUGAGUAGCUAUAUCAAGGAGAACCCAGAUGGCCUCAUCAAGUCAAAGAGCAACCCAAAUGCGUACAGUAAAAAGGAACUAGGACCUAUUCUGAACGUAAAGUAUCUGAAAUCGGUUGUUGAGCCCGGAGAGGCCGUUGGAAUUGUCGCUGGCCAAUCUAUUGGCGAACCUUCUACGCAGAUGACACUUAACACCUUCCAUUUGGCUGGUCAUUCGGCAAAGAAUGUCACUCUCGGUAUCCCACGUCUUCGAGAAAUCGUCAUGACCGCAAGUAACAAUAUCUCUACUCCAUCUAUGACUCUUCAAGUCAACGAGGAGAUGACGGAAGAGGCUGGCCAAAAGUUUGCUAAGGGCAUAAGCAAACUCUCAUUGGCGGAGGUGCUGGAUGAGGCUUCAGUUAGUGAGCGAAUCGGCAGAGGAACUUCACAGUCUCGGGCAAAAAUCUACGACAUCAACUUGAAGUUUUUCCCCCCACAGGAAUACAAAGACACGUAUGCCAUAGAUGUCGCCGACGUCAUUUCUACAUUGGAGAAGAAAUUUGUUCCAAAGCUACAGUCUCUUGCGAGAAAAGCUCUUGGGAAGAAGAAGGGCGAAAAGAAGUUGAAGUCUGCUGCUAAUACGGCUGCCGUCCCGGAAAUUGGCAAGUCUGUGGGUAUCAUUGAAGAGGCUAGGCCUGAGGGGGAAAAGGAACCUCGCGAUGAGGACGAUGAGGAUGAGGAUGAUGACGGUGAUGCUACGAAUGCCAAGCAAAAGGCCAACCGCGGACAGGCGGUCUCUUAUGGUGCCAACGACGAAGAGGACGAUGCCGUUCAAACCCAGAUGGAAAGGGAGGCAUCACCCGAAGACGAGGAUGACAGAGAUGACGAAGGGUUCCAGGGCGGGUCGCGCGGUUCAAGAUUGGGCAACGACGAGGACUACGAGAACGACGAAGAAGAAACAGGCGCCGCCGACCAGGCCCUUUCUGAUGACCGCCAGUCAAGGGUCAUGUCCAAAAACGCGGAUGUAUCUCGGUUCCGAUGUGAUGAGGGUGGCUCGUGGUGUAAGGUCACGCUCGAGUAUGAUGCCAGUUCGCCAAAGGUCCUCAUGCUGAAUAUUCUUGAGAGCGCUCUCCACGCCUCGUUAAUUCAGCAAAUUUCCGGGCUUGAUACGUGUACAUAUGUAGCUGGGAAGGGUUCCGAUGCUGCUGUUGUCUAUGCCUCCGGAGUUAAUCUCAAGGCUAUGCAGAUGUACAGCGACUACAUCAACCCGAACAAGAUCUCGACUAACGACAUUGCUGCGAUGCUAGAGCACUACGGUGUUGAAGCCUGCCGAGCAACAAUUAUUCAAGAACUGUCCGGGGUCUUCGGAGGCCACGGUAUCGCCGUGGACAACCGCCAUCUGAACCUCAUUGCUGAUUUUAUGACGAGGGGCGGCGGCUUCAGUCCUUUCAAUCGCAAUGGCCUGAAGGGCAGUGUCAGUCCUUUCUUGAAGAUGAGCUUUGAGACGACUAUUGGGUUCCUCAAGGACGCCGUAAUGGACGGUGACUGGGAUGAUCUGAGAAGCCCCAGCGCGAGAAUAGUGAUUGGGAGAACUAGCAAAGUUGGAACUGGAGCCUUUGAUGUUUUGACAAAGGUCCCCGUUGACAGCGACACCGACCAUGUGAUGUCAGGUUGAGGUAUUACUGGUGCGACUUGGGCUGCUUAGAUCAUUAAAUUUUGGCGCGAAGGAGUGGGCAGUUAUUACGGGCAGGUUAUUGAUGGUUUUUGCAAGUGAUUGGAAAAAUAGAAGCUGUGUAUGUAAAAACGAUAAGUG
Messenger RNA from Pseudogymnoascus verrucosus, 5308 nucleotides. RefSeq lists its product as uncharacterized. The transcript has 2 exons. NCBI's taxonomy places the organism in Eukaryota, Fungi, Ascomycota, Leotiomycetes, Thelebolales, Thelebolaceae. Gene Ontology annotation, molecular function: DNA-directed RNA polymerase activity; DNA binding. Bases 53 to 5170 code for a protein of 1705 amino acids. The record is from RefSeq and is a predicted model, not a curated record. Gene Ontology annotation, cellular component: RNA polymerase I complex. Gene Ontology annotation, biological process: DNA-templated transcription.